AUGAUCAUGCAGCUGGCACCGCUGAAACCACGGAUGAGCUCGUCCGUCGUGUCGAGUACUAAGUCCGAACCAUGGAUCAUGCCACAGGCCAAAGACUGGGAGUCACAGUAUGGAUUGAUCCGGCAAUUAUACGUCUGUGAGCGACGAAAACUGCGAUAUGUCAUCCGAUAUAUGGAAGAGCAAUAUGGCUGGAGAGCAACACCACAGAUGUACAAGAAAAGAUUCUCGAAAUGGGGCUUUGCGAAGAAUGUGAGGCAUGCUCACCAGAGUACAUCUCCACCGAGCUCGUCAUCGAGUCCCGACGAGGAUUCAUCCGAGGCGAGGGAAGUCGUGGACAUCAGAGAACAUGCUGCUGAGCCAGUCGUCGGGCUGUCGCAACGGAAUGACGCUCUCAUGCUUGAGUUUCUGGUCAGUGUCAGAAUAUGGACCAUGUCCUACUACGACUCUGAACGCGCAAAAACCGCCCUCACAAGACAUCCGACGGAACACUUGCCCUUGCUGUUCAGGAAAAAGUCGUCCCACAGACAAACCGUCGGGUGUACGAUGAGGCUCCUGAUUGAUCUCCUACGCCGGGGCCAUGGCGUUAUGGCUGGCAGAAUGGCGCGAAAGGCAUUCCUCCAGCUUGAGGAAAUGUUCGUCCUGGAACCUCCAGCAUUGCUCUGGAAUAUGACCGAGCUGUUUCACUACGUGCUUGUCACAAACCAAGCAACACUCUUCUACCUUAUGUUGAGCCACUUAAGGGCCUUGGCAAAGGAUCGCAUGCCGUCGACUCACCCAGUUGCAGUACUAUUGCGUGCUCUGCAACAAGUAAUGGCGGAUUUGAAGAACGAGCAUCUUGGUGGUGAAUGCUGCCCGCCGGACCUUACCAAGUCGGUGGCUGUGAAAGCAGUGAUCGAUGCACUGUCACCGUUGAUAGCACGAGGCUGGACUAUCAACGCCGAUAUCCUCUUUGAUCGAUACGAUACGCGGCUGUUCGAGAUUUAUACCAACAUUCACUGGUAUGCGUGCUCAAUCGAGCCGCCCCCUGCGUUGGUACGCGCGGCAACGGACUGGUUCGAAGACGGCAACGUGCUGACGAUGGACUACACAAGUCCAUUUGCAAUCAAGCCUGGUAUAGCUGACGUUGGUGAAGUGGCUGUUGGCCUUAACUCAUUCCCGACGCUUGCACAAAGACAGCUUUACACCAGGAGCAUAAACGUGCUGCGGAAACGUGGCCAAGAUCUUGUCAGAAGGCAGCAAAGGGAUUCGCCCCUGCUGUUGCCAAUCUUGGCAGGUCUUACCUGUGCUAAGGUCGGCGACAUGGUCAGCUCAGGUUCUACCUUGGAAGACGCAGAUGGAAUCAUGACCAGCCGCCAGUUGCAAGCAGGCGUAACGGCGUGUAUUAUACGAACAUUGUUGGAUAUUAUGGCAGACUCACCAGGUGAUCCGGAUGCGCCGAGUGGAGCUGAUCUGCUGGAACAUCUUCGGUAUGUCAUUGAGUUGCGUGAGUACCAUUACGAGGAGUCAAACCCGCAGACUAUCCUCGAGAUGUGGUUACUGCGGGACGAGUUGCUGUCUCAGGGAUUGUAUGACCAAGCGGACGAAGUUGAGAAUCGCGCAUUCGAGAUGCUCGAAGAGUUUGUAGACGAGAUCCCGGUCGAUUCUGCUUGA
Cyphellophora attinorum is the source of this 1650-nucleotide messenger RNA. RefSeq lists its product as uncharacterized. The transcript has 3 exons. NCBI's taxonomy places the organism in Eukaryota, Fungi, Ascomycota, Eurotiomycetes, Chaetothyriales, Cyphellophoraceae. The coding region runs from base 1 to 1650 and encodes 549 amino acids. The record is from RefSeq and is a predicted model, not a curated record.